This is a messenger RNA of Blastocystis hominis, 1161 nucleotides long. RefSeq lists its product as hypothetical. NCBI's taxonomy places the organism in Eukaryota, Bigyra, Opalinata, Blastocystidae. The record is from RefSeq and is a predicted model, not a curated record. Gene Ontology annotation, biological process: mRNA catabolic process; negative regulation of translation. The transcript is spliced from 9 exons. Gene Ontology annotation, cellular component: CCR4-NOT complex. The coding region runs from base 1 to 1161 and encodes 386 amino acids.
AUGAGUAGUGAUUUGUCACAAAUAGUGAAACUGCUGGGAAAUCACGAAUAUAUAAUUCGUGAGCAAAUUGCAGAAACAGAAAUCGCAAUAACCGAUUUUUCGGAUAUAAAUCCCGUCGAAUUUCUGUUUUCAUUGCUUCGAGAUAAUAUGCUAUCGCUAGAAGGUAGACUGACCAGUCUGCUUGUUCUCUACGUGUAUAUGAAAGAAAACGGAGAGUCUCGUUGCACCCCGGAGAAGAUGAUGUGCGUUUCGAUUGUAACGGGUUCUUUAGGCCAGUACUCCUCUCUGCAUUUAUCCGACUUCAUAUCCAAAUCCUAUGAGACAGACAGCUGCGAGUUGUCCUGGACCCCCUCCUUUCGCCCCGUGUUCUUCACUCCCUGCGGCGAAGUCCCCGAGAUGCUCUUUCCUGCAAUGUAUCCGGAGCAGGACCAAGACCUUUCGGCCUACGCGGAGCUUUUCCAGGACUCCGAGUCCUUUUUUCUCUUCUCCUCGCCGCCGUUCGACCGCCCCUCCCUCUCGCUCUCCCCCUCUCGCGACGAAUUCUACUUUCCCUUCGUCGACUUGGCGCCCUCCUUCCUCUUCAUCCCCAUGCAGAGCAAUCUGCUGGACGAUCUCCGCCGCCUCCUCGAUCGCAGCGUGUCCCAGCCCCUCACAGAAGGCGAGCUGGAGCAACUGCGAAGCGACGUGUCGUGCUACAAAGCGUUGAUCCGCGAGGGGAACUGGACCUCGGGGAAGUUCCGCUCGCUGCUGGCGAAUAACGUGACGAUCGCGCUGGACGUCAUGCGGGAAUCGUUCUCGGUGCAGAAGAAGAAGCAGCAGCUGCUCGACAUCGUGGUGCAGUCGCAGUUGUCGGUGUCGGUGUUGCAUGUCGCGAGUCAGCUGCUGUGCUUUGAAGCGAUCCCUGCCGCGUUUUUUAGGAACUUUGUAGAGAAAGCCAUGAAGAAUUUGCCGCUGAUAAAGGACACGAAGCUGCAGAGACAACUUGUUCGGUGUUUUUGCUUUUUUUUAUCUGGGGUGUACAAGAAGGGGAUUGUGGAUCUAGCUGUUCAGUUUACAAAGAAUGCGGUUACAAAGCUAAAGAGCUCUUUCAAGGAUGUGCCUGAAAUUCUGUGUCUUCAAUCACUCCUGAAUAGUGGAUAUCUUACGUACUAUGUUUGUUGA